Molecule: messenger RNA, 7832 nt
Organism: Oxyura jamaicensis (ruddy duck)
Lineage: Eukaryota; Metazoa; Chordata; Aves; Anseriformes; Anatidae
Gene: AAK1
Product: AP2 associated kinase 1
Exons: 18
Coding region: 481-3939 (1152 amino acids)
Biological process (GO): protein phosphorylation
Molecular function (GO): protein kinase activity; ATP binding
Source: RefSeq, a predicted model, not a curated record
CGGGGCCGUGCCGGGCCGUGCUCGCCGUGCUGGCGGGGGCGGUGCUCCCGCCGGCGGCCGGGACUUCCUGUGACGGACCAUUUCCUGCGCGGAUGGGGCCGGCGGGGGGCGGUGGCGGUGGGGUCGGCCCCUGACGGGCUCGGUGGCCGCCGGGAGCUCCGCCACGCAGCGAUGCGGGUCCCGGGCCUUGCCGGCAGGCGGCCCCCGCCGUGAGCCGCCCCGCGGGGGAGCUGCUGGGGCUGCGGCUGCGGCAGGCCGGCUGGCCGGCCGGCGCUGCGGGGUGCAUGGGGGCGCCCCACGCCCGCAGAGAGGUGUGACUCCUCCGGAGGACGGCUCUCGGCCCCGCAAGGCCAGCGGCCCUCGGAGCCCCUCGACCGGGCUCCAGGAGCAAAAAAAAAAAAAAAAAAAAAAAGAGGAGGGGGCACGUUAUCCCGACGAGAGCAUCGACCCCCUUCCCAGGCGGCUGCUGCCUCCUGAGAGAUGAAGAAGUUUUUCGACUCGCGUCGGGAGCAGGGUGGCUCUGGCCCCGGGUCAGGCACCAGCGGCGGCGGCGGCGGCGGCAGCGGAGGCCCCGGCAGCGGGUACAUCGGCAGGGUGUUCAGCAUCGGCCGCUACCAGGUGACGGUGGACGAGGUGCUGGCCGAAGGUGGAUUUGCAAUAGUCUUUCUUGUGAGGACUAACAAUGGGAUGAAAUGUGCCCUGAAGCGGAUGUACGUCAAUAACGAGUACGACUUGCAAGUCUGCAAAAGAGAAAUCCAAAUCAUGCGGGAUCUGUCAGGCCAUAAGAACAUUGUUGGAUACAUUGAUUCCAGUAUAAACUCAGUAAGCAGCGGUGAUGUGUGGGAAGUGCUGAUACUAAUGGACUUCUGCCGAGGAGGGCAGGUGGUGAACCUCAUGAACCAGCGCCUGCAGACAGGUUUCACUGAGAAUGAGGUGCUGCAGAUCUUUUGUGACACCUGUGAAGCCGUAGCGAGGCUGCACCAGUGUAAAACACCAAUAAUCCACAGGGAUCUGAAGGUUGAAAAUAUCCUGCUGCAUGAUCGUGGCCACUAUGUCCUGUGUGACUUUGGAAGUGCCACUAACAAAUUCCAGAACCCUCAAACAGAAGGGGUGAAUGCAGUAGAGGAGGAGAUCAAAAAGUACACUACGUUAUCCUACAGAGCACCAGAAAUGGUCAACCUGUAUAGUGGCAAACUUAUUACUACAAAAGCAGACAUAUGGGCACUUGGCUGUUUGCUGUAUAAGUUGUGUUACUUCACCCUGCCGUUUGGGGAGAGUCAGGUGGCAAUCUGUGAUGGCAACUUCACCAUUCCAGAUAAUUCUCGGCAUUCGCAAGACAUGCACUGCCUCAUCCGGUAUAUGCUUGAACCAGACCCUGAUAAGAGACCUGAUAUUUAUCAGGUGUCCUACUUUGCAUUCAAACUGGCAAAGAAGGAAUGCCCGGUCCAGAACGUCCAGAACUCUCCAAUCCCUGCUAAGCUCCCAGACCCAGUCAAAGCAAGUGAAGCUGCUGCAAAGAAGAGUCAACCCAAGGCCAGGUUGACAGAUCCCAUUCCUACAACAGAGACGUCCAUUGCACCCCGCCAGAGACCUAAAGCAGGACAGACACAACCCAACCCUGGAAUUUUACCUAUUCAGCCAGCCCUCACACCUAGAAAGAGACCCACAAGCCAAGCAGCAAUUCAGCCACAAGUUGCAGGGCCUGCUGCCUUGGGCAGUGGUCAGCCUUCCCUCCCUGCAAGUGUUCCCCAGCAAAAAGCAGCACUUCAACAGACUCCGGCACAGCCACAAGCCAAACAAGCUCCGGCUCCCCAGCAGGCAUCGCAGGCACAGACCCAGGUCUCUUCUGCUCAGCCACAAGCCACACCUCAACACCAACAGCAGCUUUUCUUGAAGCAGCAGCUGCUGCAGCAGCAGCAGCAGCAGGCUGCAUAUUACCAGCAGCAGCAGAUGAUGCAAGCUCAGCAGUUCCCAGUGAUGCAGCAGGGAGCACCAGCACAGCAGCAGCUGAUGCAGAACUACUACCAGCAGCAGCAACAACAACAGCAGCAGCAGAUGAUGGCCCAGCAGGCAGCAAUGCAGCAGAAAACAGCAGUAGCAGCAGUUCAGCAAAAGCAACAGACUCCAGCACCUCCACAGACCCAGCAAAGUGUGGCCCAGCCAACGCCACAGCACGAACAAGUGAUGCAGGCACAAAUAAGACAACAAAAACCUCAAACCACACCACCUACAGCAGUUCAGGGGCAGAAGCUGGGUUCUCUCACCCCUCCAUCCUCCCCUAAGACACAACGUGCAGGACACAGGAGGAUUCUGAGUGAUGUGACACACAGUGCUGUUUUUGGGGUUCCAGCCAGCAAGUCUACCCAGCUCCUGCAGGCAGCUGCUGCUGAAGCCAGUCUCAACAAGUCCAAAUCUGCUUCCACUACACCCUCGGGUUCCCCAAGGACCUCACAGCAGAAUGUCUAUAACCCACCUGAUGUCUCCACAUGGAAUCCAUUUGAUGAUGAUAACUUCUCCAAACUCACAGCUGAGGAGCUGCUGAACAAGGACUUUGCAAAGUUGGGUGAUGGAAAAGCUCCAGAAAAGAUGGGCAGUUCCACAGAGAACUUGAUUCUGGGUUUCCAGCCGGCUUCUUCUGCAACUCAGACAGAUGCAUUUGGUGGCUCUUCUUCCUUCACUGCUGGAACAGCUGAAAAAACGAAAGACAUUCUGAAUUUGGACACUAGCCCUCCUCUUCUGACUGUGCCUGAUCCUUUCAUUCCUCUCCCAUUAUCCGACACACCAGGUCUGCAGAGGGAUCCAGCCCUAUUUCCAGUUGUAGCUCUUGAUGUCUGUAAAGGACCUGCUGGCAGUGAUGGACUUGCUUUGUACAAAGGUCAGUCUGAGAUGCUAGAGGUGAAAACCCAGCACAACUCAGAGUCAGACUACUUAGCAAGAGAUGGUCCUUCAAGCAAUAGCUCCUUCUACAGCAGUGAAGGAGAGGGGACAGACCAUGAAGGAGAUAUUUUGGAUUGUAGUGGGUCCAGGCCUUUACUGAUGGAUUCAGAAGAGGAGGAGGAAACCUGCAAGCUGGGCCCAGGGUUCCUGCAAGCUGGGCCCAGGGAAAGACAGGAGGCUUCCAAAGAUGCCCACUCCCAGUCUUCCCAGGCCAGAGCAGGGGAGAUGCCAUUCCCUGCCUUCCAGUCGCACUCUGGGGAGGUUUUUAAUGAACCAGAUGUUUUUGCCACGGCUCCUUUCCGAAGCUCAAGAAAAGUGCCUGAUGAGGUGGAUGUCUUUACCAAAGCUCCUUUCAUCUCCAAGGGCAAUGUGGCUCACAGACACCCAGAAGAAGCCGAUGUGUUUCUGAGAGCCCCUUUCACAAAAAAGAAGAGCAUGGAAGAGUUGACUUCUCAUAGCAUGCCUAAGGAACAAUUCACACUUCCUGUUUUCAUAAGUCAAGCAGGUGACAUCCAACACAGAGCCAGCCCUAUGUUCCAAAGCCUGGAUACAGCAUUUCAUGGGUCCACGGCCUUGGCAAGACCUCAGUAUCCCUCUGCAGGCUUUGCUCAGCUGACCAAUCUUCCUCCUUCUUCUGUAAGAGCAAUGGAGGCCCAGGAGAACAUCCCUUCUAAAGGUGUGCAGCCCGACCACAGCGUCAUGCCCAGUGAGAGGAACCAAGGACAGGUGCUCCCACAAGAAGCCAUCCUGGGCUCCAUGGUUAACAAGCCUUUCCGUCCACAAUCCUUGUCAAAAUACUCCCGUCACUACAGUCCAGAAGAUGGGCAAAGUCUUGAAGUCAAACCCAUAGCUGCUUACAAAGUGGUUUCUCAGACCAACAGACAGGCAAUAGCAGGGUCUGUCUCUGUUGCCUCUCUGUCUUCCAGGACUACAGAACUGCCCGAGGGGGAUCCUUUUGCUUCAGCACCCUUUCCUUCCAAAGCAGGAAAGCAAAAGCCUUAAUCUGCUGUGAGCUGGGAGGUGUGCUUCCUGUAGAACACAUCUCAUGGGACCUUGAACAUCUUAGUUGAAUUGAAUGACAUAGCAAUAUAUAUAUAUUAUUAUUAUUUGGUCAGAACUCUAUUUGCAGUGAUACAUAAUUGAACCAUUUUAAGUUAUGUUAGGUAAUCUGAAUGCCUGGCUCUCAGGAUCUUCAUAUCCUUUUCAAUUGCUUCUUACCUUCCUCCUCUCGCUGCCUUCCACGCCACCCCCAGUUAUUUUUAGAUGCUUUUCCAAAACAGUAAUAUUCCAUACUUUCUGGCUGGGGAAAGGUGUUAUAAGAUGAAUUAGGAGGCUUAUUCAUUACAGAGCAAGUCAAGCAGGACUGGCUCAUGCUCUGGCAAAGAAGUGAUUUUGCAUGUUGAAGGGUUAUUGGGACUCCGUUCCCAGCAGUGGGGGCUUCUGGAGGACAGCAAGGUGACAUGUUCUGCUGCUGGUAGCACUGGCAAGCUUGGCAGCUGAGGCUCCAGGGUCAUCCUCUCACCUACAGUGCGUGUCUGUAGGUUUUUAUGCACAAUAGACAAUGCCUAGCACCAGGUCUAUGCAGUACAGAGGUGAGCAGAACAGUGGCAGCCAGCACCUCUUAGCUUGCUGCCAUGUGCAGAGCGCAGUGUGUCAGCGCCUGGAGCAUUUGGUAGGAGGACUUGGUGCCUUCCACUGCUUGUCUUUCAAACGCUCGAGAAUUGAAACUUCAGUGUAGCAAUCUGUCAGGCUGCUACCACUGCUGUUACUAGGAAAAUCAAAAGAUCAAGCAAACUUUGACAUGCAUGCAUCGUCUGGUUUAUGCCAAAGCGUAGGACCCAGAAAUUUGCUUUUGUUGUUGUGAAGGAGAGAGCUGUGCAUUAUUACAGUAUUAAAAAUAUGCCUGAUGAAAGUUUAUUAUGGAAACAACCUGACAGAUGUCCUGAUCUGCAUACCUCAUUUGGUGUAAUUCUGCAUUGGGUGCAGUCCGGUUAGACUGAUAGAUGCUAGCAGAGAAGUUGACUCUAGAUUCAUCAGUUCUGCCUUUUGUUUUCUUAUCAAUCAAGAUGAACCCAAACAAAAUCUACUCACUCUUCUCUGGUAACAUUUGCUCUGCUUCAGAAAUCUUGUGCUUCCUACCAUAUUCUCAAAGAGAAAGACAUAAUCUUCCUGUUUGUUCUGCCAUUGACGUAGUGAAUCCCAAUAUAGUGUUUGGUGGGAAAAUAGUCCAGAAUGUUUACUCCAGCUGUUUAUCACCUGCUGGCCGCUAGGCAGAAAUAAAGUAGACUUUGCUCCCCUCUCUUCACAAUAAUACAAGGCAGAGAUAAGAGUGAAACCUCCUGCCUUUGUUUUUGCAAAGUGCCUGUUGCAUUGCUUGUCUUGGUCCUGCUGUUUCUGGCCAGUGGCAGCUAUGUAUUUGUAAGUAUUGUCUGGUUUCAAAGCAUGCAGGUGUAAGGGCUAUUUAGGCUUGCAGUCACUUAUGCCUCUGUAGUGCAGUGGUCCUCCGUCCUAACAGGUGCUGAUGCUGCAGAAUGUCUCCCAAGGACAAUCUCCAGUUGUUUUGUUUGCAAGGGCUUCCCCAUUGACUCCAGGAGUUUCUGCCAAGCCUCUCGAAAGCCUUGCAGUGACCAUUUCCCAAGUGAAUUUGAUCCUUAUCCUGUAAGCUGUAGCCUUGCGCAGAGGAUAGAGGACAGAUUUUGCCUUUGGGGCUCUCUCACAAGUGGCUUUGAGCUUUUGUGGGGGAGUUGUUGGAGCUGGCUGCUGAGGUAGGUUGCUGCGGUCAGGGCCUGCUGCAAAUGGAACAUGUUUCUGUCCUGCCCUCUUCACAAUGUGCUUGCACUCAGAGAGAAGAUUCAGGACUACUGUCCCACUAAGGGAGGGAAGGGCCAAUGUAACUCCUUGUAAUUUGCUGGCAUCACACCAGCGAAAGCUGCUGCAGCCAAAUUCAGUCUAGUUUUGGGAAAAAAAAAAAAAAAAAAAAAAAGACACCACCUCCAUCCAUAGCUUUCUAUGCCACUGAUGUCCAGAUAAUAAACAUUAAAGGAACUCUUACAGAUGCACGUGAAAACUGCUCAAACAAAGCAGAGCAGUGCACAUGAAUGGGAACACAAUUCAGGUCUCUGUUGAAUUUCAGCCCUGCAUUAAGGGGAGGGUGGAUGGAAAAGUCCGGAGCACCAGGAGAUGACAAGCAAAGCAUGUGCAGAGAGGAGUUACCGACUGCUCUGCGUUCCCUGUCCCCUCCCCAGUCUCAGUUCCCUUCCAAAACCUGCAGUUGCAAGUGAUAAGCCAAAUGUUACUGCAGGGAACACUCAGCAUUAGGUUUGCCUGGAAGACAGAGAAAGUGGGACUGAAGUGUUGAAAGCCCUGCAGAGGGGAGGGACAGCUCUUGGAGGCACGGAGGCUGUGUGCAGCUGGACCUCCUGCCCUGCUCUGCUGCAUAGCACCGGUGUGCUUCUGCUGCAGGUGUGUUCUUCCUGUGCUCCUCAUCACAUCUGGGAGAUAAGUGCUGCAAAGAAAUGUCUGGGUUUCCCUUAAGACCUUCAGUGAAGCAGAAGCUAUUGUUUAUUGCAUUUUGUUGUCAUUGAGUUUUCUGUUCAAAUACAUACCCAAGAGUGAUUGACCAUGCAGGUUGUUGCUGGAUUGGAUCAGAGGGAGAUGCCAAGGAGGACCAUGAUAUCCAACUGUGAAAUGCAGGGGAUACCAAGAAGGCUAAGCAUGAGGGUGUAGAUUUGUUUCAGCACACGGCUGUGCCAUGGCUGUGCAUGUGGCCAGUAGGCUGAAUUUGGCCUUAAGCUGUUAAAUUCACUUGGGAAGCCAACAGAAGGAAGGUCAGGGCUUGGUGGUAUAGGGAUGGAUCUGUGCACUCAGGAUAUGCUUUGCUGGAGUAAACAGGUACCACAUAUAAAUAAGAUGUGGGCUCAAGGUAUUACCUCUGCUAACUGGAUUCAUGUUCUCCUUCCUUUCAUUUUUUUUACUUGAAAAGUUGUUUUUGGAUAAUUCUGUGAAACUUCUUAAAAUGCCACAUCCAGGUCUCACGUAACAAAAGUAAGAAAAAACAAACAAACAAAAAAAACUGUGCUCACAUCAGUGAGGUGGAGGUGAGUUGUGUAUCAUUCAGAGCUCACUUUUCCGUGCUGCCAGACAUGGAAGGAUGGGGCAGCUGGGUGUGAGGGCUCACCAGCAGCACGGGCUCAGGUUGGGUCAGGAUGAAUUUCCAGCUAGCGUUUUGGCAGCUUAUGUUCCGCAAGCACUUUACACAGAGCAAGCUAACCAUGCCCCAGAAACUAAUGAUCCUGCCAGCAUGCAUCUAGUGUUUAACUUGUUUAAAAAUAUGUUGGGGGGAUGGGGAGAGAGCUUGUUUGAAUCUCUGUGUGUGACCUAUGAAGGAAUGGGCUUCUGGUUGCAGUCAGAAAAUUGAAUUUCAAUACCAAUUAGUCCGAUGCCAUUCUAAUUUCCAGCCCGUAUUCCUCCUAAUCCUGCAUGGCCAGUACUGCAGCUUCAGCAUGUUGUAUUGUAAGUGGAAAUUUCAUUUCCUUAUUUUAUGAAGCUACAGUUUCUAAUGAUCAUGGAGUAAUAGUGUUUAUAGCGUUCUUUGCCACCUAGCUGGUGAUGUUAAUGCAGUAAGACUGGUAUGGCAUCAAUACAGCAUUUUAAAGUCAAUUUUCUGAAGGAACCACUGGUUUCACCUUUUUUAAAGCUGUAGUAAAUUCUGCCAGCUGCCCUGGGUCUCCCAGGAGACCUCAUGGCCAGAGGGAUGUAGUUACCACUUAAGUCCGAUGACAAUCUUAGACAUGGUUCUUAUCCAUUGCCAACUUAACUUGAAUGCACUUAGAAACAUAGCGCUUCAAAACGAGUAAGCAGAGUUUCUGCAUGAAAAAAAGGGAAGGGCGGGGGGG